GUAGAAUACUGACACGCAAAUACACAGACAGCCAAGAUAAAGAGACCCUUCUCUCUUCUUCUUUCUUCUCUCCCUGUUCAAUUUAUUAAUAUUAUAAUUUUUUUUUUAAAAUUUUUUUGGAGUUUCUGAGCUUCUGCUUCCAGGGUUUUGUUCAUACCCACCAGUUCUACUCUGUCUCUGCCUUCAGUUCCCUAUGGAUUUGCGGGAUUCGAGUCGGGUUGACAUAUUCGAGAUUUACCAGCGUUAUUGCGACAUUAGAUCAGGAAACGCAUAUGAGGGGGAAAGGAAUGAACAAGAUGAUCAUGCACAGCGUGGCAAAUCCUCAAGGGAUGCAUUGGCUCAGCUUCUAAACUUUGUGGAAUUGAGAAUGCAUAUGAGGAGUUCAAUUUUUGAUGAACUUGCAAAGCUCAUUUCUAAGCUAGAAAUGAUGGUGAAUUUCUCUGAGUUCUCACGCUUCUAUGAUUUUAUGUUCUUCAUGUGCCGUGAAAAUGGUCAAAAGAAUAUCACUGUAAGCAAGGCAGUUACUGCAUGGAGACUAGUUUUGGCUGGGAGGUUUCGAUUGCUGAACCAAUGGUGUGACUUUGUUGAGGAAAAUCAGAGACACAAUAUUUCUGAGGAUACAUGGCAGCAAGUUUUAGCUUUUAGCCGAUGUGUACAUGAAAAUCUUGAAGGGUAUGAUCCUGAAGGAGCUUGGCCUGUCUUAAUAGACGACUUUGUUGAGCACAUGUACAGGGUAUCAGGAUCCAACAAAGAUCCCAACCUUUUCUGUAAUUGCGGUGAUUCAGAGUCUCAGUUAUUUGUAUUUGAAGAUGCUGUUCCCGGAUUGAAAGUCACUCCAGGUCUGAAGAGGAAGUUGCCUAGCCUUCGAAAUGAAGAAAUGGAGUCUUCAGAUUCUCUUGUCUCAGGUUAUACUAACCUGAAUCUUAUGUCAAAUUCUAAGAGAAGCAGGUUGAUAUCUCAAAGACUGUUGAACUGGGAGGAUAAUCCACCAGGUAAUUCAGCAGGCCACUGCAUGGAAAUCAUUAAACAGAAUAGUCCAAUGGGAUGUACCAAGUCUCUAUGUGUGUUUGAAGGUUGCUUGUCUAGAGGCUUUGCUGGGUUGUUCUCCACUCUUUCCUAUUUGCAAUUUGAUCAAGAAAGGAGAGUUUCAUAUGCAUAAAGAGUUCGCAAUACAGAAAAAUGUUUUGCAACCUGAUAUAGUUUGAUAUACUUAUAUGUGUGGCUUGAGGUUAAUGUCUACGUAUACCCACAUUUUCUAUUUGUUAUGUGAGAUAUAUUUUUCUUCAAUUCUGAAACGGUUGUGGCGAGCUGUAGUUGAUUGAAUGUUAUAUCAAUACUCUUUGUUUGAUAAAAUCAAUAAAAAGAUAAAUAGAUUGAUUUGAUUUCUCUAA
Molecule: messenger RNA, 1391 nt
Organism: Hevea brasiliensis (rubber tree)
Lineage: Eukaryota; Viridiplantae; Streptophyta; Magnoliopsida; Malpighiales; Euphorbiaceae
Product: defective in cullin neddylation protein AAR3
Exons: 9
Coding region: 194-1159 (321 amino acids)
Biological process (GO): protein neddylation; positive regulation of ubiquitin-protein transferase activity
Cellular component (GO): ubiquitin ligase complex
Molecular function (GO): ubiquitin conjugating enzyme binding; cullin family protein binding; ubiquitin-like protein binding
Source: RefSeq, a predicted model, not a curated record